CGCGCCGGUUAAUAAACAACAAACGUAAGUGUGUCGACGGAGAGGCGAACAGGAGCCACUUUCAUCUGUAAUACACAAACUAAGUGGGUUUCUUUAUGAAAACUUUUUGUCGCAUAACUGACAGGCGACCAGCAUCAAUAUGCCGAGCAGCUGUCGGGAGUGUGGCUCCUCUAAUGUUGUGAGGGAUGAUCUGUAUUUAGAGUCUCAGUUGGUAUGUGAGGAUUGUGGGACUGUGUUGGAAGAGGGGCAGUUGACCACCACGCUGAGCGAAGAGGCCAAGAGCAGAUCUGUGCCGUAUCAUCGGUCCACGCAGGCGAACAAGACACCGUGCAGGAAUCUACUUGCAGGCUUCUCUCGUGUUCGUGCCUUGUGUCGUAUACUCCGCUUAUCCAGUAGCAUGGAAUCUGAAGUAGUGAAUCUCUUUGAGCGUGCGUACAAUCACCCAAACUUCCUCCACGCCACCUUGAUGACGAAGGAGAUCUUGGGAGGCUGCUGCAUACUGUUCGUGUGUAGGCAAUGCAACUGGCCUGUUGCUAUGGGGACCGUUAGCUACCUAUUGGGGAUGGACAGUCCUUCGAUGGGUCCGGUUUAUCAAGAACUUACAAAGAGUCUAAACAUUAAGACCUCGACCCAAAGCAUCACAGACCUGUUGGAAAGCUUCUGCUAUGAGUUCAAGCUGCGCCCUGAACAGGUGGAUGAGGUGUUAUCUGAAUCCCCCCAGCAGUUGGUGGACAGAACAUCUGCACUGAUUGAAGUAGCCGCAGAGGGCUGGAUAGUUACGGGUCGCCAUCCUCUUCCCCUCCUCAUGGCAGCGGUGUACGUGGCCUGGCAGUCUCUAAAUCCCAAGGCCCGCAUGAAAUACACGUUCAGUGUGUUCUGCCAGAUUGGAAAAGCGCCCGAACAGGCCUGGCGCAGAAGCAAAGAGACGGUCAUGAAACGGUUGAGCGAACUGCGGGAGGUGUUGUGCAAACUGGGCCGACAGCUGCCAUGGCUGAGGGGGACUACUGUGGAGCCCAACACAGUCGCCACGCUGGUGGAUGACAUCUUGAAGAACCACCAGAUGCUGCUUUUGAGGGCGGUUAGGAACUACGAAGAACAACUGAAGAAUGAGACAUUAAAGACUGAAAGUACACCCAGCCCUGGAACCACACACGACUGUUGCAAUGAACCUUCAGAAAAUCACACAGAUCCACCCAAGGUUACAGAUCCUGAUCAGGUUGAGAAUUCUCCUGAUAAAGAGACCUCAGACACAGAACUACCACCAAACCACUGGGGCAAAAGGCACUUGUUCUUACCUCCCUGUGUGAAGAAUUGCAAACGGCAGAGGGUGGACCAACCGCAGAUGGAAGUGACCGGAGACGAGGAAAUAUCCGACAGCGAGAUUGAAUCAUACAUUCGCUCGCAGGCUGAGAUUGACAUGUAUUUGAGGGCUCAGAAUGAGCUGGAGUAGGCGAAGCUGUAUUUCAAGUUAUAAUGUUUACCGAAACCUUGAUUGUUUUCUACUUUUCCUGACUCAUGGAUACGGCACUGAAUGCUUAUACAUAUUUUUUUUAUGAAUAAAAACAGUUCCUGGCAUAUGAUUCAGAAGAUAGUUUUUUUCUGGACUGUUUAUUAUUUUGAAUGAAUCUGUGAAUAAGAGGUUUAUAUUGUUUAUAAUGAAUAAUGAAUACAGCCAUUACAUUUCCUGUUAAAAUGUGUUUUCUUUGCCUUUUUAUGUGCUCCUUGUCCAUGAAUAUAUUGUUUAGCAUGCACUGCAAUAUCUUUUUUUGUUUAGGAUUUAAGAGAUGUAUUAUCAUAAUAAAUAAAUUAUAUACUGUUUAAAAUGUA
Molecule: messenger RNA, 1827 nt
Organism: Triplophysa dalaica
Lineage: Eukaryota; Metazoa; Chordata; Actinopteri; Cypriniformes; Nemacheilidae
Gene: brf2
Product: BRF2 RNA polymerase III transcription initiation factor subunit
Exons: 6
Coding region: 140-1450 (436 amino acids)
Biological process (GO): transcription initiation at RNA polymerase II promoter; transcription preinitiation complex assembly
Cellular component (GO): nucleus; transcription preinitiation complex
Molecular function (GO): RNA polymerase II general transcription initiation factor activity; TBP-class protein binding
Source: RefSeq, a predicted model, not a curated record